Molecule: messenger RNA, 2063 nt
Organism: Eptesicus fuscus (big brown bat)
Lineage: Eukaryota; Metazoa; Chordata; Mammalia; Chiroptera; Vespertilionidae
Gene: WNT11
Product: Wnt family member 11
Exons: 6
Coding region: 335-1399 (354 amino acids)
Biological process (GO): multicellular organism development; neuron differentiation; canonical Wnt signaling pathway
Cellular component (GO): extracellular region
Molecular function (GO): cytokine activity; frizzled binding
Source: RefSeq, a predicted model, not a curated record
GCCAGGACGGGAGCGGGGCGCGCGGGCGAGCGCAGGCCCUGGGAGAGGAGAGAAGCGCGGAGCAGCCUGAAGCCGCAGCGGAGUCCCCCGCGGGACCGGAGCCCGCCGCCGCUGGCCAGGAUCCCGGCGAGCGCCCUUCUCCCGUGGCCUGGCCGAGAGGGCGCCCUCGCCGCCUGCCCAGCCCGAAGAGCGCUGGGGGCCGCGCUCGCCGCUCCCCGGCCAGCCCGAGCCGCCGGCCACUCGGGGCGCGGCCAGCCAGCGAGCGCCCCAGGAGGCAGCCGGCGCGAGGAGCGGCUCCCCCCGGGCGCGACCCCCGCGCGCCCGCCGCGCGACGAUGAGGGCGCGGCCGCAGGUCUGCGAGGCGCUGCUCUUCGCCCUGGCGCUCCACACCGGCGUGUGCUAUGGCAUCAAGUGGCUGGCGCUGUCCAAGACGCCCGCAGCCCUGGCUCUGAACCAGACGCAGCACUGCAAGCAGCUGGAGGGCCUGGUGUCCGCGCAGGUGCAGCUGUGCCGCAGCAACCUGGAGCUCAUGCACACCAUCGUGCACGCCGCCCGCGAGGUCAUGAAGGCCUGCCGCAGGGCCUUCUCGGACAUGCGCUGGAACUGCUCCUCCAUCGAGCUGGCCCCCAACUACCUGCUUGACCUGGAGAGAGGGACCCGGGAGUCCGCCUUCGUGUAUGCGCUGUCAGCAGCCACCAUCAGCCACGCCAUCGCCCGGGCCUGCACCUCCGGCGACCUGCCUGGCUGCUCCUGCGGCCCUGUCCCAGGUGAGCCACCCGGGCCCGGGAACCGCUGGGGAGGAUGUGCGGACAACCUCAGCUACGGGCUCCUCAUGGGGGCCAAGUUUUCCGAUGCUCCUAUGAAGGUGAAAAAAACAGGAUCCCAAGCCAAUAAACUGAUGCGUCUACACAACAGUGAAGUGGGGAGACAGGCUCUGCGUGCGUCUCUGGAAAUGAAGUGUAAAUGCCAUGGGGUGUCUGGCUCCUGCUCCAUCCGCACCUGCUGGAAGGGGCUGCAGGAGCUUCGGGACGUGGCCACGGACCUGAAGACCCGCUACCUGUCGGCCACCAAGGUGGUGCACCGGCCCAUGGGCACCCGCAAGCACUUGGUGCCCAAGGACUUGGACAUCCGGCCUGUGAAGGACUCGGAGCUCGUCUACCUGCAGAGCUCCCCCGACUUCUGCAUGAAGAACGAGAAGGUGGGCUCCCACGGGACGCAAGACAGGCAAUGCAACAAGACAUCCCACGGGAGUGACAGCUGCGACCUCAUGUGCUGUGGACGUGGCUACAACCCCUACACGGACCGCGUGGUCGAGCGGUGCCACUGCAAGUACCACUGGUGCUGCUACGUGACCUGCCGCAGGUGUGAGCGCACGGUGGAGCGCUAUGUCUGCAAGUGAGGCCUGCCCUGCCCUGCCCCGUGGGAGCUCCUGGGGGCCCACCGAGGCCCACCGAGGCCCACCGAGGGGCCUGGAGACGCCUCGUGGAGUUUUGCUUGUGACUUCCAAAUGCCAGGCAUUGGAGGCGGUUGGUGCUUCCACUUGGAAGCUACCAGGAACAGAAGGAGGGCCGGGACAUCAAAGGAAACGGACAAGAUUAAAAAUAACCUGGCAGCCCGAGGCCCUGGAGUGCCCACUUGCUGCCUUCCAGGCCGGUCUAAGGAGCCAGGGGCAUGGGAUUGGCAAGACUGGCAUGGACUUGACCUUGUGCAGCCAGAUCACCGGCCUCCCAGGAGGGAAGGAAGGGGGUGCUGCCUGCCCUCACAGAUGUUCUGCGGGCCCGGCCCCCCCGCCGAGACCCCAGCCCCCAGGGUCGAGCCUGCUGGCCCACCACAUGGAACCACUAGCUUGGGUUGUAAAUGUUUUUCUGUUUUGUUUGUUUUCUUCCUCUGGGAUGUGGGAGCUACAGAAAUAUUUAUAAAACAUAGCUUUUCCUUUGGGGUGGCUUGCCUCAAUUCCUCUUUAUAUAUUUUAUAUAUAUAUAAAUAUAUGUAUAUAUAUAAUGAUCUAUAUUUUAAACAAGCUUUUUAAACAGCUGUAUGAAAUAAAUGCUGAGAGAACCCCA